Sardina pilchardus (European sardine) is the source of this 3191-nucleotide messenger RNA. It is a transcript of the gene poglut3, whose product is annotated as protein O-glucosyltransferase 3. Gene Ontology annotation, cellular component: endomembrane system. The record is from RefSeq and is a predicted model, not a curated record. The transcript has 8 exons. The coding region runs from base 285 to 1850 and encodes 521 amino acids. Gene Ontology annotation, molecular function: glucosyltransferase activity; protein binding. NCBI's taxonomy places the organism in Eukaryota, Metazoa, Chordata, Actinopteri, Clupeiformes, Clupeidae.
UAAAGGCAUUUGAUCAUCAUUCACAAUACAUUAGAGAGACUUAGAUCGUCACCAGUGCCAUACGCUUAAAAUUAUUUAUAAAGUGUUGACUCGAAGAGUGCCGCGUAUCGCAUUUUCGUAUUCGUUGAGCAUCCAAUCAAACGCGGCCAAAUGUUACAAAAUUGUAGUCCCUUCCCUCUCUCCCCAAGUGGCUAGCCUGCUGAAAGAUGUGUUCGUGCAAGUAGCCUACUCCAUACACGCCUGUAGGCUAUCUAACUAAAACCAGAUGACCGAGCGAACACGCGAUGCUUAAAAUGAUUCAUAUUGUGUUUCAGUUGAGCAGUGCAACAGUUGUUUGCAUCGCGACCAUUUUCGGCCUGUCAAACUUCGCAUUUUGCCAGGAGACUGAAGUUAGUCCCGAGAAAAGUAUUGUGUGGGGUCCUGGGCUGGAUCCAAGAGUUGUAGUUCCAGUGCGACACUUCUACAUUCAGGCAGUAGACUCGACCGGACUGAACUUCACCACAUCUCCAGGUAAAGAUGUGUUUAAGGUGCAGAUUACAUCUGCGUCAGGGAAGGAGCAUAUCCGUAUCCACGUCCCUCUUCCCCUGGACAGAGAAGAUGGGUCCUUCCUGGUGAGGUAUCGGCUCUACACCACGCCCAGCUCCGAUCUCACAGUACAGGUCCUGCACCAGAAUAAACCGGUGGCCAAAUCACCAUACAUCCUCACAGGCCCAGUGUAUCACGAGUACUGUGACUGCCCUGAGGAGGAUGCUGGAGACUGGCAGACGGCGUUGGACUGCCCAGCCGGUGACCCUCAGGUCGAGGCCGACUUCGAGACGUUCCCUUUCAUCGACCUGGAGCGGCUGAGUCAGGAAGUUCCCCGUCGCUUCGCCCAGAGGGGCGGCCUGAUCCACUACACCAUCCUCAACAACCAGCUGCACCGCCGCACGCAGGGCAAGUACACCGACUUCAAGAUGUUCUCCGACGAAAUGCUGCUGUCGGUCAUGAGGAAGGUGCGUUUGCCAGAUGUGGAGUUUUACAUGAACGUUGGCGACUGGCCAAUGGAGAAGAGGAGCACGGGCGAGUCGCCGGGACCCGUGCCCGUUAUCUCAUGGUGCGGCUCCACGGACACCCGUGACAUCAUCUUGCCCACCUAUGACAUCACACAUUCCACACUGGAAACCAUGAGGGGUGUGACCAAUGACCUGCUCUCUAUCCAAGGACACACAGGUCCUGUGUGGUCCAAUAAGACGGAGAAGGCGUUCUUUAGAGGCCGAGACAGUCGGGAAGAGCGCCUCCACCUGGUCACCCUGUCCAAAGACAACCCUCAGCUUCUGGACGCCGGGAUCACGGCGUACUUCUUCUUCCGUCAGCAGGAGAAGGAGCUCGGCAAAGCGCCGCUGAUUGGCUUCUUCGACUUCUUCAAGUAUAAGUACCAGGUGAAUGUGGAUGGCACGGUGGCAGCAUACAGGUUCCCAUACCUGAUGCUGGGCGGCAGUCUGGUCCUGAAACAGAAGUCUCCAUAUUACGAGCACUUCUACACACACAUGGAGCCUGGGAAACAUUACAUCCCUGUGGACAGAAACCUUUCAGACCUCAUACAAAAGAUCAAGUGGGCUAAGGACCAUGAUGCUGAAGCAGAGACGAUAGCUAAAGAAGGGCAGCGAUUGGCCAGGGAGCUACUUCAGCCUCACAGACUCUAUUGCUACUACUACCUGGUCUUACAGACCUAUGCGUCUCGGCAAGUGGGUCAACCAACGGUACACCCUGACAUGGAGCUUGUGCCACAGCCAUCCGACCAUGGCAGCCUCUGCUCCUGCCAACGUGGGCCUCAGGCCAGUGGUGCCGGCUCCAGGAAAGAUGAGUUGUGAUGGACAACACAUGCGCGUUAUGAUGAAUGAAACAGAGGAGAUGUGUCGCCAUUAACUUCGCAACAAACAAGCUGCUGGAAAAGACAGCUGGAGCGACACAUUUCUGUGAACAGUACUUCAGGAGAGGUUCUAAAACAAAAGGGCAGAAUACUUCUGAUGAACAAGGGUGGGGUGGGGGAGGGAGGGCAAGCUAUAACAGAGGCAUCGCCAUUGGGGAAUAUGUCUGUAGUUAGUCCAAUGACGGUACUGAAGUUUGGCAAAAAGACUCUUGAAAAACACUACCUUGGGCUUUAGUCAUUGUAGAUUAGGACACAACACAAUCCCCAUGAGACAUCUGCUUCAUAUACGCUGGGCUCAACAAGAGAGGAGAGUCUGUAGGGACCUUACAUAAUGACAGCAAGGAAAGGUUUAUUGGUACAUAAUUACUGAAUGUAUGUUUUUUUUUAACUUCGUGAACUGUGCUGACUUUUUGGUAUUAUCCGUUAUUAUGGAAGGAGGGGACAACAAUCCAGUCCACUUAUUGUCACGUGCCAAAGAUAUGAAAAUAAGAGAUUAUUUACAUCAAAGGACCCAAUAUUAUGUAAUACAUUUCUUGUCAUUAUGUGUGCAUGAGUGCAGUGUUGAAGGAAGCCCUACACUAUUUCACCUGGGGUUAAUAGUGUUACAUCCUCCAGCUUUGUGUAUUGCCAUGUCAAUGUAAAAGCACAGUUAUAACUGUAUUACUCAACAACAGUGAACUUAAUGUGUACACAAGUUGUUUGUAUGGUGAUAAAUCAUAAUAGUGCCUAAAUGUUAUAGUGCCAAAGUGCUUUUCACUGAAAAGAACUGUUUACAUUUAUUUAAAAAUGAGCUGAAUGUCCUGUUAUUUUCCUGGAAAUUGGGGAGAUGUUAAGGUGACCGUUAUCACCAGAACCAUGUUUUAGUUGCAUCUGUGAAUUACGACAUCCCACAAUGACCACACCUCAAUCAUUUGAAGUAUAUGAUGAACUGUACACUGCACUUUGGAAUGUUCCUCUCUGCUACAUUAAUGCCAAGGGUUAAGUACAUUUGUUGAAUACACAUGUUGUUUAGAGUAACCAUAUUGACUUCACAGAUAGUUUUCUCUGUGAUGUGAAACUGUUGUCAAUUAACAGCAUGAAUAGAUGUUUGGAUGAGAAUAGAGAAUUUCAGUUUAAAAAAAACCCUGCCUAGUGGAGUGGAGGACAUAAAACAGGGAGUCCAGUGACUGAUGUAUAAUUACUCUAUUGUCCCCAUGAGGAUGUACUCAGAUUUCACAUUAUUAUGGUCAGAGCUGUAGUCUUUUUACAUGUGGCAUACUGAAAAUAAACUAUUUCAACACAU